Hippocampus comes (tiger tail seahorse) is the source of this 1962-nucleotide messenger RNA. It is a transcript of the gene rilpl1, whose product is annotated as Rab interacting lysosomal protein-like 1. Gene Ontology annotation, cellular component: cytoplasm; ciliary basal body. The coding region runs from base 110 to 871 and encodes 253 amino acids. The record is from RefSeq and is a predicted model, not a curated record. The transcript has 7 exons. Gene Ontology annotation, biological process: cilium assembly. Lineage: Eukaryota; Metazoa; Chordata; Actinopteri; Syngnathiformes; Syngnathidae. Gene Ontology annotation, molecular function: dynein light intermediate chain binding; small GTPase binding; protein dimerization activity.
GGAUCUACUCUGCCAAAUCGCUCAGCUGCAGGAGGAGAACAAGAGCCUUCUGGACAAUGUGUCCCUGCGAGACUCUGCGAGUGACGACGACCUGCAGAGGACCGAUGGCAUGAGCGAGCGUGAGCGUCAGGUGAUGAAAAAGCUGAAGGAGGUCGUGGACAAGCAACGGGACGAGAUCCGGGCCAAAGACCGCGAGCUCACGCUCAGGAGCGAAGACAUCGAGGCGCUCCAGCAGCAGCAGUCCCGCCUCAUGAAGAUAAACCACGAUCUGCGCCACAAGAUCUCGGCGGUGGAGGCCCAGGGCAAAGCGCUGAUUGAGCAGAAGGUGGAGCUGGAGGCCGGCGCGCAGACCCGCGGCCAAGAAGUGGGAGCCCUGCGACAGGAAGUGGCGCGCUUGCGGGAGCGGCUAAAGGGUGACAUCCGGGAAGCUCCGCCCCAGCCCCCCUCGCCGGCCGAGGAGGCCAUGUGCGAUGACGACAUGCCUGCUGUGUACCAAUAUUUCACUAAGGAGGCGUUGUGCCAGGAGGACACAACCACGGAGCUUCCGGACUUCAAGGACCCCAACCGGGCCCGGUUCACCCUGCAGGAGUUGCGGGAUGUCCUGCACGAGCGCAACGAGCUCAAAGCCAAAGUCUUCUUGCUGCAGGAGGAGCUGGCCUACUACAAAAGCGACGAAACGGAAGAAGACACGGCCUCUCCUAGUCCCGAGCCCGAAUCCAGGACGCGAUCGCGCUCUGCUGUGCAGCCAGAGUCUGGGAUCAAACGCCUGUUUAAUUUGUUUUCCCGUGACAAGCAGCGGAGUUGGCAGCGUGGCAACGCGCAUGACGACGCGUUCACCGAACAAGCGCAGGAGGCCUUACCGCACGUUUAGCUGUCACCUCUGAGACCCAACCCCACCCCCUUCAAACAAAGGUCGUUAUUAUUUAUGCGUUUUUCCCAUGGACCCGAUCCCUUCAAGCAUAACUGUGACACACGGUGUGCAAAUGAGGCAUUAUUCAAUUCUCUUCCCUGGUGUUUACACAUACGGCUCUUGAAACGCUGAAAAGGGGGACCUACAGCCAAUCAUAGCAUUUUCUUGGAAACAAAUUACGGUGGGUUCAUAAUAGAAGUUUGCCAGUUCAAGCCCUGGAAUUGUCUCCAAAAUGGCUGCUUCAAACCAGACUGUCCCGAAGUCUGCUUCCAUUUCCGCCGGGGGUCCUUGAGACUUUCUGGUGCGUCCCGUUGUUGUAGACAUUCUCAAUUUGAUAUUCAUUGGUGGUUUUGGGGGCUAAUUGAAAACACAAAACAUGAGUCUCUCUCAUGGACCGCUAGAAAUGUCUCAAAUGGCCGCUUCGACCCCAAAAUGCUUGGCUGUACGUCUUUGUGGGCGCCGCGUCGAAAAAUGUUCCCCACCUCCGCACUGAAGGGAAACUAUACAUACAACUCAUAUUAACACUUAACAAGCGUACGCAAGAAAGAAUUUGGAACGCUGUGUGACUCAUGAAUAUGGCCUUGUUUAUAACUUUGUAACUUAUUUUCCGUUUUUCAUUGUUUUUAUUAACUGUUUUGUGUAGCCCGACAUCAGCUUUGUGACGGAAAAGUUUUUUUUUUUAGAUAUUAACUGCACACAUAAUAUAGGCUGGCUGGAUAACAAAGUCCCGUUUUUAGUGUACUGUCCUGAUUACUUGUCAUCUAUGCAGAAGAAAAAUAUAUAUUUUGUUAUUUUUGAAUGAUGGGGAGGGGGGGACAAGUGAAGUGUUUAGUUGCAUUGACAGCUUUAUUCAUUAAGACCAGCAUUAAGAUUUAUUGGAUGCUGUAGCACCUACGAUGAUGAUGAUAAUGAUGAUGAUGGCUAUUAUUGCAAUAAGUCAAUGCAAAAAAAUAUAUACAGUAUAUGAAUAUAGAAAAACAUUUUAUAGAGAGCCACAUGAUGCUAACGAGAUGCUUGUUUCUUCUGAAAUUCAAUAAUAUAUUGAAUCCGUU